Saccharomycopsis crataegensis is the source of this 1884-nucleotide messenger RNA. Its product is annotated as Pcf11 protein. NCBI's taxonomy places the organism in Eukaryota, Fungi, Ascomycota, Saccharomycetes, Ascoideales, Saccharomycopsidaceae. Gene Ontology annotation, molecular function: mRNA binding; RNA polymerase II complex binding. Gene Ontology annotation, cellular component: cytoplasm; mRNA cleavage factor complex. Gene Ontology annotation, biological process: termination of RNA polymerase II transcription. The record is from RefSeq and is a predicted model, not a curated record. The transcript has a single exon. Bases 1 to 1884 code for a protein of 627 amino acids.
AUGUCUUCUGAAAAAGAGCUCCAGCUAGUUGGCGAGGACUAUUAUAGCUCUCUUACGGAGCUUACUUUUAAUUCAAAGCCUCUCAUUACUACCCUCACUAUUCUUGCCCAAGAAAACAUUUCAGCGGCGAAAUAUAUUACCAAUGCUAUCAUAAAAAGAAUAACAAAGUGUGUACCUUCCCAGAAGCUUUAUUCUCUCUAUCUUUUGGAUUCCAUCUGCAAAAAUAUCGGUUCUCCUUACACUGUUCUCUUUGGUAGCAAUCUUUCCAAUUUAUUCAUCGAAACUUAUACACUUGUGGAUGACGUACAAAGAAAGAAAAUGAUUGACCUCUUCAAGACUUGGAAAGUUACUAAGUCUACUUCAGGUAUGCCAUUAUUUCCUCAUGAGGCUAUUCAAAUGAUUGAGAAAUUUCUCAUAAAGGUCACGAAGCCUAACGCUCAACAGUUGGGAAAUCAACAACAACGCGGAAACCCUCUUUUGCAUUCUAAUGGACAGCAAUUUUUUAACAACGGUAACAUCAAUAAUAAACCGCAAACACCUCAAACAAUGACAAAAUCUUUGAUUUCUGAGAUUGGCAACCUACAGAGUAUUAUUAGUGGCAGAUUGGCUUUAAAUCCUAACAAUGCUAAAGACAGCCAAAAGUUGGUAAUUUUGGACCAGCUCAAAAAUAUCUUGUCUUCACUGGCCCUUGGUCCUAGUGAAUUGGCUGGUAUUCAACAGCAACUAAAAGAGUUUUCAAGUGGUGAGAUACAAACGACUAAUCCCCCAGUUACAAAUAAUCAACCUAUUCAUAUACAUACUCCGCCACCGAAUCAAGGUUUUGUAAAUAAUAUUAGUAGUAAUAGCUCUAGUACAAUGAUUAAUGCUAAUGUAAACACCAUGGCACUUAAUCCAGCUGCUCUACUCAGCAGCAUUGCUUCAAAUAAUAAUCAUGUUCAGCAAAGUCCAUCGUUUACUGCUAAUAAUAACCUGGUCAAACCUAAUAACAUUGAUAUGAAUACCUUAUUUAAUACAUUACAAUCCACGGGGCUUAUUAAUCUUAAUAAAAGUGGUAAUAUGGCAUUACAUCCUCCACAAUCUAAUAAACCAGGGAUUAUUGGUGGCAACGUGCAACCUCGAAAAGGACCUUUGAAGCCUUUAGUUAAUUUGCCUUCAACCUCCAUUCUUCAAUCCAUUUUGACCAACACUAAGCAGGUAAAGCCUAAGUCUGAUGUACGGUCAGCUUUGGAUUAUUCCGACUUUUUGCCUACCAAUUCAAGCAACUCUUCGAAGCUUCCGAAUAUCAGAGAAUUUCAGAAAUUGUUAUUUGAAUCCAAACCAAUAAAAUGUAAUAAUUGUGGUAAACGUUUCACUGACACUCAAGAAUCACAGAAUCAUAUGGAUUGGCAUUUCAGAAUCAACAAAAGGCUAAAGGAUACUGCAAGUAUCAACACUAGAAGUCAUUAUUUAAGUCUUGAGGAUUUUGUUUUGUUCAAGGAAAGUGAAAUUUUGGGUGAAGGAGGUGAUUCGACAACCGAAGCUAAUAAUGAUUCCAGGGAUGUCACUACUGCUCCAAGUGAUAAUUCUUCAGAUGCCAGUAAGCAUUAUAUUGUCAUUCCGGAUGAUUGCACUGACAUGAGUACGAUAUGUAAUAUUUGCAAAGAUACUCUUAAAGGUGUCUUCCAUGAUGAAACUGGUGAAUGGGUAUGGAAAAAUGCUAUUCAGGUAAACCAAAAAAUAUACCACUGGAUAUGUUAUAAUGAAACACUGAGUAAGCGUAAAGCUGAGGAGGAUAAGAUCCGUGGGGUGUCAAAAAAGCCAAAUUUGAAUGGCUUGAAAUUUGAUGUGUCACUACUUAAGAGUUUGAGUACAAUCAAUAGUUUAUCUACAAUUAAUCCCUCCUAA